CAGACAGUUGACUUCUCUGUUAACUUCAACGGACCUUGUGACGAUGGCUAACGUUGGUGGAUGGAGUGAGACAAAGGAUGCCACGAAGGAAAUUCAGAAUCUCUGUAAUCAGGUGAAGCUCGAAGUGGAGAAAAGGACGGGCCUGGACUAUAAGGUGUACAAAGCACUGAAAUACAGGGAUCAGUUGGUGGCUGGAGAAAACUACCUCAUCAAGGUUGAUGUUGGAGCAGACUGCCUUCAUCUGCUGCUCUUUCAAAAACUUCCAUGUGAGGGAGGACAAGUUGAAGUGCUCAAUGUAGAGCAGCACAAACGCCGAGACGACCCCCUCAUACCUCCUUUUUAACUGAUCACACAACCUGUUUCUACAGUUAGAUACUUACAGGCUGCAGUCUCAUAUUAAAAUGAUCUGCUUGUUUGUUUUGAAAUGACCUGACAUUGACUUUGAAUAUACUGACUGACAGAAUUAUAUUUGAUGUUGGGAAGCAGCUGGUUGAAUGCACUACCUUCAAAGAAAUAAUAAAAUGAAAGCAUUUUAAAAAA
Molecule: messenger RNA, 540 nt
Organism: Plectropomus leopardus (leopard coralgrouper)
Lineage: Eukaryota; Metazoa; Chordata; Actinopteri; Perciformes; Serranidae
Product: cystatin-A-like
Cellular component (GO): cytosol
Molecular function (GO): cysteine-type endopeptidase inhibitor activity
Source: RefSeq, a predicted model, not a curated record